This is a messenger RNA of Sinocyclocheilus anshuiensis, 1202 nucleotides long. RefSeq names its product D(4) dopamine receptor-like. Gene Ontology annotation, molecular function: dopamine neurotransmitter receptor activity, coupled via Gi/Go; G protein-coupled receptor activity. Gene Ontology annotation, cellular component: plasma membrane. NCBI's taxonomy places the organism in Eukaryota, Metazoa, Chordata, Actinopteri, Cypriniformes, Cyprinidae. The record is from RefSeq and is a predicted model, not a curated record. The transcript has 3 exons. Bases 7 to 1014 code for a protein of 335 amino acids. Gene Ontology annotation, biological process: phospholipase C-activating dopamine receptor signaling pathway; negative regulation of adenylate cyclase activity; regulation of dopamine secretion.
GGAGGCAUGUGGACUCUGAGUAUGUACAUCUGUGACGCCCUAAUGACUAUGGAUGUGAUGCUCUGCACUGCUUCCAUUUUAAAUCUAUGUGCAAUUAGUGUGGACAGGUACAUUGCAGUAGUGGUCCCUCUGAAGUACAACAGGAACCAAUUUAGUGCUCGUCAGCUAGUCUUGAUCACAGCCACCUGGGUGCUUUCCCUGGGCGUAGCCAGUCCUGUCAUAUUCGGCUUGAACCAGGUUCCAAACAGGAACCCUCAUGUGUGUAAGCUGGAGGACAACCAGUUUGUGGUCUACUCCUCCAUCUGCUCCUUCUUCGUCCCCUGCCCUGUCAUGCUCCUCCUGUACUACUGGAUAUUCAGGGGACUAAAGCGAUGGAGCUCUGGCUAUAGCCGGUCACACCUCCACCGGCCACCCAGAGGGCGUAGGAGCCUGUCUUUGCGACUAGGAGCAGCUUUACAGAAGGAGAAGGGACGGGCAAGGGAGAAAGUAGUGUACCUCAUGCCUGCAGGUCUUAGUCCGACAUCUCUCACCGCUUCCCCGACUACUCCAAUCUCCCCAGCCAGCCCGGUUACCCUUAUCACAGACGAGCAUGCAGAAGGUCAGACGCCGGCAGCAGAGAGUGACCCCAUGACCACCCAGAUGGACAGUGUAUCGGACGCAGAGAACCCUAAGUGGGCCACUGAGGAUGAGAGCGGCCGGGAGAACGGUGUGGGGAAGAACCAUCAGCCUCAUGCGGGACGACGCCACAGCAAGGGCAACAGGGUGAGCAGACGGGAGCGGAAGGCGAUGAGGGUGCUGCCUGUGGUUGUGGGUGUGUUUCUGGCCUGCUGGACUCCUUUCUUCGUGGUCCAUGUGACUAAGGCGCUGUGUGAGUCAUGUGACAUCGGGCCGAUGUUGAUCAGUGUGGUCACGUGGCUUGGUUAUGUGAACAGCGCCGUCAACCCUAUCAUCUACACUGCCUUCAAUGUGGAGUUCAGGAACGUCUUUCACAAACUGCUCUGCUGUCGCUCAUGAGGCCAAAUGCUCUUUUUAGCACAAGUCUAAAUUCAUGAUGAAUCAUCAAAUAAUUCAAACAAUAAUGAUCAAAAAAAAACACCUGCAAGAUCUGAGCAUACAAUGGUCUCCAAGCGCAAGAAUGCUUAAGGAAAUGAAACUUUACAAAACAAUGGAUUACUGAAAGGAAUGAAUGGACAUUAACAGCG